Molecule: messenger RNA, 3700 nt
Organism: Caenorhabditis angaria
Lineage: Eukaryota; Metazoa; Nematoda; Chromadorea; Rhabditida; Rhabditidae
Source: the annotation of a GenBank genome assembly
AUGAUAUUUAUGGUAUUUUCUAGUAUUUUCUAUACAUUUUCACUUAUUCUUAUUAUUUUCAGACUUUCCCCUAUAUUGAAAAACAAGAUGGUAAGGUAUUCAUUUUCUGGUUUAAAGGUUUUUCAAAAAUCGAAAUUCAGCUAUGAAAAUUCUGUCGAAUAGAUUGAGAGUGCCUGGAAAAGGGAACACACGAUUUGAAAGUAAGAUACUUAAUUUUAAAAACAUAUUUUAAAAAAUCUUGGAAUUUCAGCUGGAUUCGAAAUGACAGACGACGAAAUGUUGAAUGUUGUCAGAAAGUUUUUGGAUUAUCUGGAAACUACGGGAAAAACAUUCAAAUAUGUCAAUAGUUUUUCGAUAUCUUGUAAGUUGUAUUUGUUGUUCACACGAAAUUAUAUUAAUUCUGAAAAUAAGAGACAACAUUCAUUCUUCUAUCGCAUCCUAUCCUUCUUGUCCCUUAAUCUAUCUUUUUUUAGUUAUGCAAAAAAUAUUGGAAAAACUCAAAACUGAUCCAACUUCAGCCGUCGAAAUAUUUGAACCAGAAAUGCGAGAAGAUUUGAAAGAUUUUUAUGUGGAAUUGAAACGAGAAGUUCAAAUAACUAAAAUUGAUAUUUAUGAUGUUGUUGAUCAAUGUAAGUUUUUCAAUUUUUAAAAAUUAUAGUUAAUAUUUAAAAUAAAUCCGUACUUUAAUUUUAGUCAUCCGGUAUGCAAAAUAUAUCAAAUUAUCAGCAAAUUGGCCGAAUACAGUAACCAUAGGACGUUAGUUUCAUUUUUUAAAUGAAUAGUUUUCCAUGAAAAGGUUACUGGAUUUUUCCAGAAAUGAGACGAGUUCUAGUGAAAGUUCCGAAUCACAUUAAAUAUGGAAUAAAUACGGAAGACAAUUAUUCAAUUCCUAUGGAAUUUGGUGAACAAACGACGAAAGAAUGUGUUCCAAAAAUAAGCUUGACUGAAAAAAGACGAAGAAAUGCCAAAAAAUGUGAGUUUUAUUGUUAGUUAAAUUCAUUUUGAAAACAAAAUAAUUUAAGCGAAAGAUGAGAUUGCGGAUAUAAAUAGAAAAAGAUCGUUAAUUUGGAGACAACAUUUUCAAUCGCCGGCGAUUUAUCAACCAAGAACAGAGGAUUUUCGAAAUUACAGAAAAAUGGAAAAUUCUAGAAUGUAUUAUAAUCUUCCAGUUCUUGAUUAUUAUCCGACAUCUUUGAAAAAACAAGAAAUCAAUAACAAUAAUAAUUAUGUGAAAAAUUAUAAACCAAUCCAGAAACGAAUUGAGAUAAUUGAGAAACGUAAGUUUAAAAAAUAUUGUAAUUUCCAAAAUUUUUUCAAUUGAAUGUUGUGAAAAAUUUAUCCAAAAUACCUUAAUUUUUUAAAAAUAUAUAGUUUUUUUUCGUAAUUUUCGAGUCAUAAUGAUGAUUUUUGUCUUUUACUGAUAAAUUAAGUAGCACAGUAAAUUUUCACAUUUCAUAUAUUUUUUAUCCUUCUACUGUGAAGGGGAAUCGGUGAACAUUUCAAAAACUAGAUUUUUUAAAGACAAAUUAGUUCAUUUUGAGAAUAUACAAUUUUCCCCCAAGAAGACAUUCAUCGGAUUUGCAGCCAUCUUUUUGCAAAUCCAUUUUUCCAGAAUUUCCAAGACAUAUUCCAAUCAUAAUGCCGAAAUUCAAAACGUGUACUAAUUUUCAAAUGCAGAGUAAGAUUUUUUUGAAUUUCAUUUUCGAAAAAUAUACAGUGCGUUUCAUAAUGAUAGGUUCACCCCCAAAAUUUCUGAAAUCAGCCGAGGUGUGAGUUGUAAUAACAAUCCGAGUUAAAAAUAAAAAAGAGCACACAAAAUUAGCUAAGAAAACUCAAUUUUAUCUGAAACUACCAAAUAAUAAAAAAAUAAAUGACCGGAGUUCAAAAAUUUCAAAAAUUUAGCGUUUCAAAACGAUAGGUUCACCCGCAGUAGUACUGUAGUUAUGUUUCGUGGUAGGAGUUUUAUCGAAUAUUCUGGAAAAUACGAGUGAUAUUUGAUUAUUUUAACGUGUUUCUGUUUUUGUUCUCGUUUUUUCACGUCAUUCAUCAAUGUCGCGGGGAAGUCAUCUUACAAAAGAGGAACAAGCUCAAAUUAGAGCAUUCAAAAUCGCCGGAUGGUCCAAUAGAAUGAUUUCGUCAAAAUUGAAACGAUCUCUCAACUGUAUUAAUCAAUUUGUCAACAAUCCGGAUCACUAUGAGCGAAUGAAAAACACUGGAGCUCCCAAAAAACUCACGGAGAGAGAUAAACGAGGGAUUGUUAGGUUGGCUUCGAACACAAUGAAAUCGUGUAAUGACAUCAAAAACGAGCUGGGUUUGAAUAUCAGUAAGACUACAGUUUGGAGAGCCAUAGACCAAUCCCCAGAAAUCGUUCGAGCCAAAUUGGUGCCAGCUCCGCGUCUCACACUUCGCCACAAAGACAACCGUCUUACUUUCGCAAAAGCCAACAUGGCCACAGAUUGGGAUAAGGUAAGUAAUUUUUCUAAAAACAUCAAAUAUUGAUGUUUUCUUGUUCAGAUAAUUUUUUCUGACGAAAAAAAGUUUAAUCUUGAUGGUCCGGAUGGUUACAACUCAUACUGGCAUGAUAUCAGAAAGAAUCAACUUCGCUUCCCAAAGAGAAAUUUUGGAGGAGGACGGGUUAUGUGUUGGGGCGCAUUUUCUGCAGCUGGAACGUUAAAAAUAGCUUUUGUUUCAUUCAAGAUGGAUUCGUUAGAUUACCAAAAAACCCUCCAUGACUAUCUUUUGCCAUAUUUGAGGCGGUUCCGGACCAGAAAGUUCACUUUUCAACAGGAUAAUGCUGCCAUCCACGUCAGCCAAUCAUCAAAAGAUUGGUUCAAAAGCCACAAAAUCAAAGUUUUGGAUUGGCCAGCGUGUUCUCCUGAUCUUAAUCCGAUGGAAAACGUAUGGGGGGAGCUCGUUCGCCGAGUUUAUGCUCAAGGAAAAAAUAUGAUACUGUGGACCAACUCAAAGAUGCCAUCGAGACGGAAUGGAAUAAAAUCGAUAAGAACUACCUCAAGAGACUUGUUGACUCGAUGCCAAAUCGUCUCUAUGAUGUCAUUUCUAAACAUGGAGGUCCAACUAAGUAUUGAUUUUCGAUUAUAUGUCUCCAAUGGGAAUUCUGGAUUAGGUGAACCUAUCGUUUUGAAACGCUAAAUUUUUGAAAUUUUUGAACUCCGGUCAUUUAUUUUUUUAUUAUUUGGUAGUUUCAGAUAAAAUUGAGUUUUCUUAGCUAAUUUUGUGUGCUCUUUUUUAUUUUUAACUCGGAUUGUUAUUACAACUCACACCUCGGCUGAUUUCAGAAAUUUUGGGGGUGAACCUAUCAUUAUGAAACGCACUGUAUAUCUAUGUCGAUAUUUUUCAGAUGCUCGAUUUCCUGUUUUUGUUCCAAAAACCGCUGUCAAACAGUUCAUAAAUGUUGGAAAAGAAAAUAUGGAAACUAUCAAGAAUCGACAAAUGUGUAAGGAAUUUUUUUUGAGUUCUAAAUAAUUUUCAAAUUUAAAACAAUUGUUUUCAGUUAGUCUACAUCUUCAAAGAUGCCAAUUCCCAAUCACAGAUAUCUCAUUGUAUUCUCAAGAUGGUAAGUCCAAUAAUUUCAAGCAAUAAAAAUGGCAUUUUUCUAGAUAUUCUUCGAAACUUGCAUAAUAUGCCACAAGAAUAUCGUCUGAAUUUGGAGAAAAAAAUUGAUGAAAUCCAAAACCGUUAG